This is a messenger RNA of Salmo salar (Atlantic salmon), 2233 nucleotides long. RefSeq names its product proteinase-activated receptor 3-like. NCBI's taxonomy places the organism in Eukaryota, Metazoa, Chordata, Actinopteri, Salmoniformes, Salmonidae. Gene Ontology annotation, biological process: thrombin-activated receptor signaling pathway; blood coagulation; phospholipase C-activating G protein-coupled receptor signaling pathway. Gene Ontology annotation, molecular function: thrombin-activated receptor activity. Gene Ontology annotation, cellular component: plasma membrane. The record is from RefSeq and is a predicted model, not a curated record.
CACACACAGUAUACACACACAGCCUCACGGUCCAGUGCUAACACCAGUGUAGCAUGGACUUCCAGUACAGUAGCCUGCUUGAUCAUGUGAACCAGCUAUCUGGAUGGCUAGUUGAUUCUGCUAGUUAAUCCUGAUAAUGAACAACUAGCCUAUAGCAAGUCUAUUGAAACACUAGAGGACUUUGAGUUGGAAUAAUAAUAACAAUGUGGAGGAGACAGGAGAAAGACCAGACCAAUACACUGGCUGGGAUUCUCUUCUGUCUGACGGUAGGACUGUCUCUCCAGGACAAUGAGGAGAAAGUCAACAAGACAAAAAUAACCGCCGUAGCUGUGUUGGACCCAAGGACGUUCAAUGGCAGGAGAGUUCAGACCAACUGUACGGCUGAGGCUGGGCCCCCCAGCUUGGUCCACCUGUCCCCUGGGGCCCCUGGGCUGGACGUGAGGCUGGAGGACCCUGCAGUAGCCUACACCACGGGGCUCCUCAGCACCCGGCUCAUCCCCUCAGCCUACCUCCUGGCCAUGGCAGUAGGCAUCCCCUCCAACGCUUAUAUCCUGGCCUUCCUGAGGCUCCGGAACAGGUCCUUCUCCACGGCUGUCCUCUACCUUAGCCUGGCCCUCUCUGACCUACUCCUCCUGCUCUCCCUGGCCCUCCGAGUCCACUACCACCUAAACGGAAACAACUGGGUGUUCGGCGAAGCUGCCUGCCGUGUCGUCACCGCUUGUUUCUAUGGCAAUGUCUACUGCUCUGCCCACACCAUCGCUUGUGUCAGCCUCAAGCGCUACCUGGCCGUGGUGAGGCCCUUCCUGUACAGGCGGCUGCCCAAGACGGCCUGGGCGCUGGGGGCAAGCCUGGGGGUGUGGGGCCUGUUUGGGGUGGCUGUGGUGCCUGAGCUCCUGGUGAGACAGAGCUUCCUGCUGCCUCGUCUGGGCUUCACCACCUGCCACGACAUACUGCCCCUGGAGGACUCCCCCCAUGCCCUGCUGGUGCCCUACAGGCUGGCAUUGGUCUGUUUAGGGUUACUCGUGCCCUUUCUGGUCUGUGCCUGGACCCAUGUGGCGGUGGUGCGGCAUCUGGGUCGCUCGGGCCUUGACUGGACACCCUUCAUCAGGGUCAGUACACUGGUCUUCCUCAUCUUCACUGUGUGUUUCGCUCCCAGCGGCAUCCUCCAUAUCGCCCAUUACGUGAGGCUGUCCACCAGUGGGGAGGACGGGCUGUAUGUGUACUCCAGCACUACAGUGUGUCUGUGCUGCCUCCACAGCUGUCUGGAUCCCUUCCUGUGUAUUCUCAUGUCCAAGACAACCGCCUCCAAACUGCGCUUCGCCUCUCUCAGGAGGACACAGCAGACACCUGUUCUGGUGUAGACUGUGUGUAUGUGCCCACUGCAUUUAAAAAUAUAUAUAUAUUUCACCUUUAUUUAAGCAGGUGAGCUAGUUGAGAACUUUUACAACUGUGACCUGGCCAAGAUAAAGCAAAGCAGUGUGACACAAACACAGAGUUACACAUGGAAUAAACAAGCGUACAGUCAAUAACACAAUAGAAGAAAAAAAAGUAUAUAUACAGUGUGUGCAAAUGCCUUGAAGUAGUAAGGCAAUAAAUAGGCCAUAGUAGCGAAGUAAUUACAGUUUAGCAAAUUAACACUGGAGUGAUAGAUGAGCAGAUGAUGAUGUGCAAGUAGAAAUACUGGUGUGCAAAAGAGCAGAAAAGUAUAUAAAAACAAUAUGGGGAUGAAGUAGGUAGAUUGGGUGGGCUAUUUACAGAUGGGCUAUGUACAGCUGUACAGUAUCUUCCCAUUGAUCUCCCAUUGUCAGAGCGCAGUGGGGGAGCCCAGAGCAUGAACAAGCAAACUACUGAAAAUUAAGUGGCAGGGAAGCCAUCUGGAACUACACGCUGUAAACAAGUUAACAGGAAACAGCACUGCUUGUAAUCUGAACAAUGUUAUGCUAUGCGUUCUCCCCUGUGGGACACUAUCAGAGCUACUAAGUUGACGGUUUCGCAAAUGUUUUCAUUUGUGUACAGUAUCAGCAAGGAUGUCCUGAAAAACCAGCCGACAGCAACAGUGAUGACAAAAACAAAUUCUCCCAGAGACGAUGUUGAGAAGCCAGACUGUUUCGGCAUGUCCAGUCCACUCAUUAUCUCAGCCAAGGAAGGACAUGCUUACUUCAAAGUUAUCAUUAUGUACUGUUUUGUUCACAAGGACAAUUUGUAAAUAUAAAACCCUUGCAAUACAAAUGAA